Messenger RNA from Sorex fumeus (smoky shrew), 9060 nucleotides. It is a transcript of the gene FLG, whose product is annotated as filaggrin. Gene Ontology annotation, biological process: establishment of skin barrier. NCBI's taxonomy places the organism in Eukaryota, Metazoa, Chordata, Mammalia, Eulipotyphla, Soricidae. The transcript is spliced from 3 exons. The coding region runs from base 1 to 9060 and encodes 3019 amino acids. Gene Ontology annotation, molecular function: structural molecule activity; calcium ion binding; transition metal ion binding. Gene Ontology annotation, cellular component: cornified envelope; keratohyalin granule. The record is from RefSeq and is a predicted model, not a curated record.
AUGGCUAGUCUUCUUGACAACAUUAUUUCAAUCAUCAACUUAUUCCAUCAAUAUUCAAAAAAAUAUAAGGAUACUGAAUCAUUGAACGAAAAGGAACUGAAGGAGCUGCUGGAAGUAGAGUUUCGGCCUAUCUUGAAGAAUCCAGACGACCCAGACACCGCGGACGUCUUCAUGCAUAUCCUAGAUAUAGACCACAACAAUGAAAUAAAUUUCACAGAAUUUUUUCUAAUGGUAUUCAAGUUGGCACAAGCAUACUAUGAUUCAACAAGGAAACAGAAUUUUGAAACACUAGAUAAGAAAAAGAAAAGAUAUAGGGAUACUAUUCAAGAUGAAGAAGACGAAAUACAAGAAGAAGAAAUACCCAGAAGACACUCAAAAAUAGAAAUUACAAGAAAUGAGACACUGAUUAAUCAGGAAAUUCAAGGAUCAGAUUCCAGUUACAACAGCGAGGAAGAAUGGAACUCAGAAAGAGCAGAAUCAUUGUUCUCCCAAGAGACAGAUAAGACAUCGCACAGAGGCCAGGACAAAAAGACUGAAGCUGCGCAGAAACACUCAGUUACCGGCACCACCAGAGGACAGGGCACCGGGCGCGGACAGUCCACAGACAGCCCCAGGAGAUCGGGCUCCCGGCACGCCGAGACCUCCUCUCGCGGACACAGUGGGCAGACCAGGACCAGCGCACACGGCGGCCAGCACGAGCAGGCUGCCGACGGCUCCCGGCGCAAGGCCGCUGCCCGUGGACAGUCGCCCGCGGGCUCCAGCACAGAGAGACCCCGCGCUUCUGCCGCUAGCCCCCAGGCCAGCGACAGCGAAGCCUCCUCCGACGAGUCCUCGCACACCGCCGGCCGCUCUGGCUCCACCUCCGCCAGCCAACACGCUUCCACACGCGGCCAGGCCUCGGACAGCUCCAGGCACGCGGGCUCCCGGCAUGGCCAGACGUCCACACGCACGCAGGCCGACUCUACCCACACACACUCGGGCUCCGGCACCAGGGAAGCUCAGGGCCGCCGCCACCAGCCCUCCGCAGACUCCCCCAGGCAGGCGGGCACCACGCAGCGCCACAGUUCUUCUGCAGCCCAGGGCAGCCGGCAACGUGACUCCAGCGACAGCCAGGACAGCGAGGCCGAGGCCCCGUCCCAGCACGCCGAUGGCCAGACCCGGGGCACCCACACAAGCCCCAGGACCACGCACGAGGGCCAACGCGAAGCCACCCAGGGCCGCUCACGCGACCAGACCGGACACUCGGGGGCCCACUUCUACCUGAUUUCCUCCCACGAGGACCAGGAAGCUGAACAAGGCCAGUCCAAGGCCAGGAGCAGCGGGAGACAGGGCUCGCGCCACCAGCAGGAGUCCGACAGCACCAGGCAGGCAGGGUCCAGCGGGAGACGCACCGAGGCGGCCCACGGCCACUCUGGAGCCGGCACGGGCACGAGACACGGCUCCCAGCACGAGCAGGCAAGAGACAGCUCCAGGCCCAGCAGAAGCCGGGGCUCCAGCGUCAGCCAGGACAGCGACAGCGAGGGCCACUCCCAGCAGUCCGAGAGGCCCUCGGGCCGCACCUCCCAGGGCCACCGCCAGUCGGGCGACAGCGCCAGGCAGUCUGGGGCCCAGGGAGGACAGAGAGCCCAGCGCCACCAGACUGACGCUGCCCAGGGACACUCAGGCAUGGGCACCGCCAGAGGACAGGGCACCGGGCGCGGACAGUCCACAGACAGCCCCAGGAGAUCGGGCUCCCAGCACGCCGAGACCUCCUCUCGCGGACACAGUGGGCAGACCAGGACCAGCGCACACGGCGGCCAGCACGAGCAGGCUGCCGACGACUCCCGGCGCAAGACCGCUGCCCAGGGACAGUCGCCCGCGGGCUCCAGCACAGAGAGGCCCCGUGCUUCCGCCGCCAGCCAGCAGGCCAGCGACAGCGAAGGCUCCUCAGAGGAGUCCUCGCACACUGCUGGCAGGUCUGGCUCCACCUCCGCCAGCCAACACGCUUCCACGCGCAGCCAGGCCUCGGACAGCUCCAGGCACGCGGGUUCCCGGCAAGGCCAGACGUCCACACGCACGCAGGCCGACUCUGCCCGCACACACUCAGGCACCGGCACCAGGGAAGCUCAGGGCCGCCGCCACCAGUCCUCCGCAGACUCCGCCAGGCACGCGGGCACCGCACAGGGCCACAGCUCCUCUGAGGCCCAGGGCGGCCGGCAACGUGCCUCCAGUGCCAGCCAGGACAGCGAGGCCGAGGCCCCAUCCCAGCACGCAGAUGGCCAGACCCGGGGCGCCCACAGAAGCCCCAGGACCUCGCACGAGGGCCAACGCGAAGCCACCCAGGGCCGCUCACGCGACCAGUCCGGACACUCGGGGGCCCACUUCUACCUGAUUUCCUCCCACGAGGACCAGGAAGCUGAACAAGGCCAGUCCAAGGCCAGGACCAGCGGGAGACAGGGCUCGCGCCACCAGCAAGAGUCCGACAGCACCAGGCAGGCAGGGUCCAGCGGGAGACGCACCGAGGCGGCCCACGGCCACUCUGGAGCCGACACGGGCACGAGACACGGCUCCCAGCACGAGCAGGCAAGAGACAGCUCCAGGCCCAGCAGAAGCCGGGGCUCCAGCGUCAGCCAGGACAGCGACAGCGAGGGCCACUCCCAGCAGUCCGAGAGGCCCUCGGGCCGCACCUCCCAGGGCCACCGCCAGUCGGGCGACAGCGCCAGGCAGUCUGGGGCCCAGGGAGGACAGAGAGCCCAGCGCCACCAGACUGACGCUGCCCAGGGACACUCAGGCACGGGCACCGCCAGAGGACAGGGCACCGGGCGCGGACAGUCCACAGACAGCCCCAGGAGAUCGGGCUCCCGGCACGCCGAGACCUCCUCUCGCGGACACAGUGGGCAGACCAGGACCAGCGCACACGGCGGCCAGAACGAGCAGGCUGCCGACGGCUCCCGGCGCAAGGCCGCUGCCCGUGGACAGUCGCCCGCGGGCUCCAGCACAGAGAGACCCCGCGCUUCUGCCGCUAGCCCCCAGGCCAGCGACAGCGAAGCCUCCUCCGACGAGUCCUCGCACACCGCCGGCCGCUCUGGCUCCACCUCCGCCAGCCAACACGCUUCCACACGCGGCCAGGCCUCGGACAGCUCCAGGCACGCGGGCUCCCGGCAUGGCCAGACGUCCACACGCACGCAGGCCGACUCUGCCCACACACACUCGGGCUCCGGCACCAGGGAAGCUCAGGGCCGCCGCCACCAGCCCUCCGCAGACCCCCCCAGGCAGGCGGGCACCACGCAGCGCCACAGUUCUUCUGCAGCCCAGGGCAGCCGGCAACGCGGCUCCAGCGCCAGCCAGGACAGCGAGGCCGAGGCCCCGUCCCAGCACGCCGAUGGCCAGACCCGGGGCACCCACACAAGCCCCAGGACCACGCACGAGGGCCAACGCGAAGCCACCCAGGGCCGCUCACGCGACCAGUCCGUACACUCGGGGGCCCACUUCUACCUGAUUUCCUCCCACGAGGACCAGGAAGCUGAACAAGGCCAGUCCAAGGCCAGGACCAGCGGGAGACAGGGCUCGCGCCACCAGCAGGAGUCCGACAGCACCAGGCAGGCAGGGUCCAGCGGGAGACGCACCGAGGCGGCCCACGGCCACUCUGGAGCCGGCACGGGCACGAGACACGGCUCCCAGCACGAGCAGGCAAGAGACAGCUCCAGGCCCAGCAGAAGCCGGGGCUCCAGCGUCAGCCAGGACAGCGACAGCGAGGGCCACUCCCAGCAGUCCGAGAGGCCCUCGGGCCGCACCUCCCAGGGCCACCGCCAGUCGGGCGACAGCGCCAGGCAGUCUGGGGCCCAGGGAGGACAGAGAGCCCAGCGCCACCAGACUGACGCUGCCCAGGGACACUCAGGCACGGGCACCGCCAGAGGACAGGGCACCGGGCGCGGACAGUCCACAGACAGCCCCAGGAGAUCGGGCUCCCGGCACGCCGAGACCUCCUCUCGCGGACACAGUGGGCAGACCAGGACCAGCGCACACGGCGGCCAGCACGAGCAGGCUGCCGACGGCUCCCGGCGCAAGACCGCUGCCCGUGGACAGUCGCCCGCGGGCUCCAGCACUGAGAGGCCCCGUGCUUCCGCCGCCAGCCAGCAGGCCAGCGACAGCGAAGGCUCCUCAGAGGAGUCCUCGCACACUGCUGGCAGGUCUGGCUCCACCUCCGCCAGCCAACACGCUUCCACGCGCAGCCAGGCCUCGGACAGCUCCAGGCACGCGGGUUCCCGGCAAGGCCAGAUGUCCACACGCACGCAGGCCGACUCUGCCCACACACACUCGGGCUCCGGCACCAGGGAAGCUCAGGGCCGCCGCCACCAGUCCUCCGCAGACUCCGCCAGGCACGCGGGCACCGCACAGGGCCACAGCUCCUCUGAGGCCCAGGGCGGCCGGCAACGUGCCUCCAGUGCCAGCCAGGACAGCGAGGCCGAGGCCCCAUCCCAGCACGCAGAUGGCCAGACCCGGGGCGCCCACAGAAGCCCCAGGACCUCGCACGAGGGCCAACGCGAAGCCACCCAGGGCCACUCACGCGACCAGUCCGGACACUCGGGGGCCCACUUCUACCUGAUUUCCUCCCACGAGGACCAGGAAGCUAAACAAGGCCAGUCCAAGGCCAGGACCAGCGGGAGACAGGGCUCGCGCCACCAGCAAGAGUCCGACAGCACCAGGCAGGCAGGGUCCAGCGGGAGACGCACCGAGGCGGCCCACGGCCACUCUGGAGCCGGCACGGGCACGAGACACGGCUCCCAGCACGAGCAGGCAAGAGACAGCUCCAGGCCCAGCAGAAGCCGGGGCUCCAGCGUCAGCCAGGACAGCGACAGCGAGGGCCACUCCCAGCAGUCCGAGAGGCCCUCGGGCCGCACCUCCCAGGGCCACCGCCAGUCGGGCGACAGCGCCAGGCAGUCUGGGGCCCAGGGAGGACAGAGAGCCCAGCGCCACCAGACUGAUGCUGCCCAGGGACACUCAGGCACGGGCACCGCCAGAGGACAGGGCACCGGGCGCGGACAGUCCACAGACAGCCCCAGGAGAUCGGGCUCCCGGCACGCCGAGACCUCCUCUCGCGGGCACAGCGGGCAGACCAGAACCAGCGCACACGGCGGCCAGAACGAGCAGGCUGCCGACGGCUCCCGGCGCAAGGCCGCUGCCCGUGGACAGUCGCCCGCAGGCUCCAGCACAGAGAGACCCCGUGCUUCCGCCGCCAGCCAGCAGGCCAGCGACAGCGAAGGCUCCUCAGAGGAGUCCUCGCACACUGCUGGCAGGUCUGGCUCCACCUCCGCCAGCCAACACGCUUCCACGCGCAGCCAGGCCUCGGACAGCUCCAGGCACGCGGGUUCCCGGCAAGGCCAGACGUCCACACGCACGCAGGCCGACUCUGCCCGCACACACUCAGGCACCGGCACCAGGGAAGCUCAGGGCCGCCGCCACCAGUCCUCCGCAGACUCCGCCAGGCACGCGGGCACCGCACAGGGCCACAGCUCCUCUGAGGCCCAGGGCGGCCGGCAACGUGCCUCCAGUGCCAGCCAGGACAGCGAGGCCGAGGCCCCAUCCCAGCACGCAGAUGGCCAGACCCGGGGCGCCCACAGAAGCCCCAGGACCUCGCACGAGGGCCAACGCGAAGCCACCCAGGGCCGCUCACGCGACCAGUCCGGACACUCGGGGGCCCACUUCUACCUGAUUUCCUCCCACGAGGACCAGGAAGCUGAACAAGGCCAGUCCAAGGCCAGGACCAGCGGGAGACAGGGCUCGCGCCACCAGCAAGAGUCCGACAGCACCAGGCAGGCAGGGUCCAGCGGGAGACGCACCGAGGCGGCCCACGGCCACUCUGGAGCCGGCACGGGCACGAGACACGGCUCCCAGCACGAGCAGGCAAGAGACAGCUCCAGGCCCAGCAGAAGCCGGGGCUCCAGCGUCAGCCAGGACAGCGACAGCGAGGGCCACUCCCAGCAGUCCGAGAGGCCCUCGGGCCGCACCUCCCAGGGCCACCGCCAGUCGGGCGACAGCGCCAGGCAGUCUGGGGCCCAGGGAGGACAGAGAGCCCAGCGCCACCAGACUGAUGCUGCCCAGGGACACUCAGGCACGGGCACCGCCAGAGGACAGGGCACCGGGCGCGGACAGUCCACAGACAGCCCCAGGAGAUCGGGCUCCCGGCACGCCGAGACCUCCUCUCGCGGGCACAGCGGGCAGACCAGAACCAGCGCACACGGCGGCCAGAACGAGCAGGCUGCCGACGGCUCCCGGCGCAAGGCCGCUGCCCGUGGACAGUCGCCCGCAGGCUCCAGCACAGAGAGACCCCGUGCUUCCGCCGCCAGCCAGCAGGCCAGCGACAGCGAAGGCUCCUCAGAGGAGUCCUCGCACACUGCUGGCAGGUCUGGCUCCACCUCCGCCAGCCAACACGCUUCCACGCGCAGCCAGGCCUCGGACAGCUCCAGGCACGCGGGUUCCCGGCAAGGCCAGACGUCCACACGCACGCAGGCCGACUCUGCCCGCACACACUCAGGCACCGGCACCAGGGAAGCUCAGGGCCGCCGCCACCAGUCCUCCGCAGACUCCGCCAGGCACGCGGGCACCGCACAGGGCCACAGCUCCUCUGAGGCCCAGGGCGGCCGGCAACGUGCCUCCAGUGCCAGCCAGGACAGCGAGGCCGAGGCCCCAUCCCAGCACGCAGAUGGCCAGACCCGGGGCGCCCACAGAAGCCCCAGGACCUCGCACGAGGGCCAACGCGAAGCCACCCAGGGCCGCUCACGCGACCAGUCCGGACACUCGGGGGCCCACUUCUACCUGAUUUCCUCCCACGAGGACCAGGAAGCUGAACAAGGCCAGUCCAAGGCCAGGACCAGCGGGAGACAGGGCUCGCGCCACCAGCAAGAGUCCGACAGCACCAGGCAGGCAGGGUCCAGCGGGAGACGCACCGAGGCGGCCCACGGCCACUCUGGAGCCGGCACGGGCACGAGACACGGCUCCCAGCACGAGCAGGCAAGAGACAGCUCCAGGCCCAGCAGAAGCCGGGGCUCCAGCGUCAGCCAGGACAGCGACAGCGAGGGCCACUCCCAGCAGUCCGAGAGGCCCUCGGGCCGCACCUCCCAGGGCCACCGCCAGUCGGGCGACAGCGCCAGGCAGUCUGGGGCCCAGGGAGGACAGAGAGCCCAGCGCCACCAGACUGAUGCUGCCCAGGGACACUCAGGCACGGGCACCGCCAGAGGACAGGGCACCGGGCGCGGACAGUCCACAGACAGCCCCAGGAGAUCGGGCUCCCGGCACGCCGAGACCUCCUCUCGCGGGCACAGUGGGCAGACCAGAACCAGCGCACACGGCGGCCAGAACGAGCAGGCUGCCGACGGCUCCCGGCGCAAGGCCGCUGCCCGUGGACAGUCGCCCGCAGGCUCCAGCACAGAGAGACCCCGUGCUUCCGCCGCCAGCCAGCAGGCCAGCGACAGCGAAGGCUCCUCAGAGGAGUCCUCGCACACUGCUGGCAGGUCUGGCUCCACCUCCGCCAGCCAACACGCUUCCACGCGCAGCCAGGCCUCGGACAGCUCCAGGCACGCGGGUUCCCGGCAAGGCCAGACGUCCACACGCACGCAGGCCGACUCGGCCCACACACACUCAGGCACCGGCACCAGGGAAGCUCAGGGCCGCCGCCACCAGUCCUCCGCAGACUCCGCCAGGCACGCGGGCACCGCACAGGGCCACAGCUCCUCUGGGGCCCAGGGCGUCCGGCAACGUGCCUCCAGUGCCAGCCAGGACAGCGAGGCCGAGGCCCCAUCCCAGCACGCAGAUGGCCAGACCCGGGGCGCCCACAGAAGCCCCAGGACCUCGCACGAGGGCCAACGCGAAGCCACCCAGGGCCGCUCACGCGACCAGUCCGGACACUCGGGGGCCCACUUCUACCUGAUUUCCUCCCACGAGGACCAGGAAGCUGAACAAGGCCAGUCCAAGGCCAGGACCAGCGGGAGACAGGGCUCGCGCCACCAGCAAGUGUCCGACAGCACCAGACAGGCAGGGUCCAGCGGGAGACGCACCGAGGCGGCCCACGGCCACUCUGGAGCCGGCACGGGCACGAGACACGGCUCCCAGCACGAGCAGGCAAGAGACAGCUCCAGGCCCAGCAGAAGCCGGGGCUCCAGCGUCAGCCAGGACAGCGACAGCGAGGGCCACUCCCAGCAGUCCGAGAGGCCCUCGGGCCGCACCUCCCAGGGCCACCGCCAGUCGGGCGACAGCGCCAGGCAGUCUGGGGCCCAGGGAGGACAGAGAGCCCAGCGCCACCAGACUGACGCUGCCCAGGGACACUCAGGCACGGGCACCGCCAGAGGACAGGGCACCGGGCGCGGACAGUCCACAGACAGCCCCAGGAGAUCGGGCUCCCGACACGCCGAGACCUCCUCUCGCGGGCACAGUGGGCAGGCCAGGACCAGCGCACACGGCGGCCAGCACGAGCAGGCUGCCGACGGCUCCCGGCGCAAGGCCGCUGCCCGUGGACAGUCGCCCGCGGGCUCCAGCACCGAGAGACCCCGUGCUUCCACCACCAGCCACCAGGCCAGCGACAGCGAAGGCUCCUCAGAGGGGUCCUCGCACACCGCUGGCAGGUCUGGCUCCACCUCCGCCAGCCAACACGCUUCCACACGCGGUCCGGCCUCGGACAGCUCCAGGCACACGGGCUCCCGGCAUGGCCAGACGUCCACACGCACGCAGGCCGACUCUGCCCACACACACUCAGGCACCGGCACCAGGGAAGCUCAGGGCCGCCGCCACCAGUCCUCCGCAGACUCCCCCAGGCACACGGGCACUGCUCAGGGCCACAGUUCUUCUGCAGCCCAGGGCAGCCGGCAACGCGCCUCCAGCACCAGCCAGGAUAGUGAGGCCGAGGCCCAGUCCCAGCACUCAGAUGGCCAGGCAGGCUCAAAUGAUGACCACGUUGGUUUAGUUUCACAGAAACACAGGGUUAGGUAUUCUCAUAAUUCCUCUACUCAUAGUCAAAUCUUAGAUUCUCCUGAGAAUUCUAAACAGUUGGAAUUUACUCAGUAUGAAGUAUACUACUACUCUGAUUAA